AGAUGUGGAUGACGAGAGCAGGACUGGAGGGGGACUAAGCAGUCAUCUGAGUUUCCUGGUUGAUUGCACCUGAGUCUGCACAGCGCUGCAGAAAUCGGCAACGUGAACUCUGCCUUCAGAAAACUAUGGAAUCUUGCCACUGAAAGGACUUGUGUACAAUGGAGAACACCACAGCUCCCGUUCAGGCUAAUCUGACAGAAAUGCCUCUGAACCCUCUGGACAAGCAGGUCAUAACAAUCUCUCUGACAAUGCUCAUCUGUGGAGUUGGGAUUGCAGGGAAUAUUAUGGUGGUGUUAGUAGUGCUUCGCACGAAACACAUGGUGACCCCAACUAACUGUUACCUUGUUAGUCUGGCUGUAGCAGACCUCAUCGUUCUUCUGGCCGCAGGGCUGCCGAACAUCUCUGACGUUGUGGCUUUCUGGAUCUACGGAUACACAGGAUGCUUGUGCAUCACUUACCUUCAGUAUUUAGGCAUCAAUGUGUCAUCCUGCUCCAUCACAGCGUUCACCGUGGAGCGAUACAUCGCUAUUUGUCAUUCCAUAAAAGCGCAGUUCAUAUGCACCGUGUCCCGAGCCAAGAGGAUCAUCGCUGGUGUUUGGGUCUUCACCUCGCUCUACUGUACUAUGUGGUUCUUUUUAGUGGACACAGAUGAAACUGUCUACACCAAUGGUGUGGUAGUCACCUGUGGCUACCGGGUCUCUAGGAGCCUCUACAUGCCGAUCUACUUCCUGGACUUCACGUUAUUCUACAUAAUCCCUCUUGUGAUGGCAAUGGUGCUGUAUGGGCUUAUUGCGAGGAAUUUAUUCAUGAGCGCUCUCCCAUCUCAUCUCAGCGAUAGAGGUGGCUCUGUUCACCGCGGUCACUCCUGCGGCACCGCCAAGGCUAGCAAGAGCACAGUCUCGGUGAGGAAACAGAUUAUAAAGAUGCUGGCUGUAGUGGUCAUCCUCUUCGCCUUACUCUGGAUGCCUUACCGAACGCUGGUGGUGGUUAACUCCUACAUAGACCCACCUUACCACAAUACCUGGUUCCUGCUCUUCUGCCGAAUGUGCAUCUACAUCAACAGUGCUAUCAACCCCAUCGUGUACAACCUCAUGUCUCAGAAGUUUAGAGUUGCAUUCAGAAAGCUGUGCAAGUGCAACAAGCAGCAUAAGGCGAGGGCGCCUGAGUACAACGUGCCCGUGUAUUACAGUGUGAUGAAGGAUUCUUCUCAUGGGAGCACUGAGCCUGUUACAGAGCAGGAGGAUGUGACAAAUCGCACCAUGAAGAGGUUCAAAAUAAUGGACGAUGAUCAGAAUUUAUUCCGUGUGUUUCAGUGAAGCUUGUUGAGAUGGAUUUAGAAGAGAUUGUGUGCAUGAUCAGUGAUGUGACAUCAGAAUUGCUGUAGACUCCUGCGGUAAUGUGAACUUCAGUGCUGAAGCCAUCAUUUUGGACGACAUAAUAGAUGUUGAAUUCACUCACAGUGUAAAAAUAGGUCUGUCACUAUCACAAUGCAAAGAACAAGCACAAAUCUGCACCUCUAUAAAUGCACUGAACACUUCAAUGGUGAGGCUAAGGAAUGAUAUGUGGCAAAAUGUUUGUUUAUUACAACUUAAAAUCCAUGAAAUCUG
Messenger RNA from Thalassophryne amazonica, 1607 nucleotides. RefSeq names its product thyrotropin-releasing hormone receptor. Gene Ontology annotation, molecular function: thyrotropin-releasing hormone receptor activity. The record is from RefSeq and is a predicted model, not a curated record. Gene Ontology annotation, biological process: phospholipase C-activating G protein-coupled receptor signaling pathway. Bases 159 to 1316 code for a protein of 385 amino acids. NCBI's taxonomy places the organism in Eukaryota, Metazoa, Chordata, Actinopteri, Batrachoidiformes, Batrachoididae. The transcript is spliced from 3 exons. Gene Ontology annotation, cellular component: membrane.